UUGUCAACGCAACAGCAGAGCUUCAGUCCAGGCAAACGUGUCUGUGUUUCUGUCUGAAGAAACUUCAUCUGAGUUCAUCUAUUCUCUCUCAACAUCUAACUCAAGUACUGUGUGUAGACAUGUCUGCUGCCAGACUUCUGAGAUCUGAAGAUCAGUUUCUGUGCUCCAUCUGUCUGGAUGUGUUCACUGAUCCAGUCUCUACAUCAUGUGGACACAACUUCUGUAAACACUGCAUCACUCAACACUGGGAUACUACUCAGCUAUGUAAGUGUCCACUGUGUAAAAAAGUGUUUGAGACAAGACCUGAGCUAGACAUCAACACUUUCAUCAGUGAGAUAGUUGCUGAGUUCAGACAUGAAGCUCAACAGAAAACCAGCAGCAGCAGCUCAGAACAACAAGCUGCCAAACCAGGAGAAGUUCCCUGUGACGUCUGCACUGGAACCAAACUGAAGGCCCUGAAGUCCUGCCUGGUGUGUCUGCUCUCAUACUGUGACUCUCACCUGGAGCCUCAUCUGACAGUGUCACGCCUGAAAAGACAUCAGCUGAUCCACCCUGUGGAAAACCUGGAAGACAGGAUGUGUAGGAAGCACGACAAACCUCUGGAGCUGUUCUGUAAGACCGACCAGACAUGCGUCUGCAUGCUCUGCUUUGUUUUAGACCACAAGACACAUGAGUUUGUUCCUCUGAAAGAAGAAUAUGAAGGAAAGAAGGCAGAGCUGGGGAAGACAGAAGAUGAAAUUCAGCAGAUGAUCCAGAAGAGACAACUGAAGAUUGAGGAGAUGAAAGAGUCAGUGAAGAUGAAUAAAGAUGCUGCAGACAGAGAGAAAGCAGAAGGUGUUCAGGUCUUCACUGCUCUGAAGGAGUCUGUUGAGAGAGGCCUGGACCAGCUCAUAAAGGAGAUCGAAGACAAACAGAAAACAACAGAGAAACAGGCUGAAGGUUUGAUCGAAGAUCUGGAACAGGAAGUCUCUGAGCUGAUGAAGAGGAGCUCUGAGGUAAAGCAGCUCUCAUGCUCUGAAGACCACCUCCACCUCCUCCAAAGCUUCUCCUUCCUGAAAGAUGCUCCACCAACAAAGGACUGGACAGAGGUCAGCGUCCGUCCACCAUCAUAUGAGGGGACUGUGGUGAGAGCUGUGACUCAGCUGGAGGAGACACUCAGGAAAGACAAGAAGAAGCUGCUUGAAGCUGAGCUGAAGAGAGUCCAGCAGUAUGCAGUGGAUGUGACUCUAGAUCCUGAUACAGCAAAUCCUGCACUCAUCCUGUCUGAUGACGGAAAAAAAGCGAAUCAUAGUAAUGUGAGGAAGAAUGUUCCAGACAACCCAGAGAGAUUUUCAUAUUGUGUUUGUGUUUUAGGAAAGAAGAGUUUCUCCUCAGGUAGAUUUUAUUUUCAGGUUCAGGUUAAAGGAAAGACUGACUGGGAUCUAGGAGUGGCCAGAGAGUCAAUAAACAGGAAGGGAAACAUCACACUGAGGCCUCAGAAUGGCUUAUGGACUGUAUGGUUGAGAAAUGCAAAUGAAUAUAAAGCUCUUGCUGGUCCUUCAGUCAGUCUCUCUCUUGGUUCUCGACCUGAGAAGGUGGGGGUGUUUGUGGAUUAUGAGGAGGGUCUGGUCUCCUUUCAUGAUGUAGAUACUGCAGCUCUUAUCUACUCCUUUACUGGCUGCUCCUUCAAUGCCAAACUUUACCCAUUCUUCUGUCCUGAAUUGAAUAAUGGUGGUAUAAAUUCUGCACCUCUGAUCAUCUGUCCUGUCAAUCAAACUGUCUGAUUCAUUUAAUGAUGAAGCUUUGAGAUCAAUGAAUGAACGUAUUGAUCUCUGUACAUAUAUGCUUUAAUACUACAAUACUGGUACAGCUGUAAAGACAAAGAUGUUAGUACAGUUCUGUCCAUUUUUGACACCAACAUUGUGACUUCACAUUUCUUCAGUAAGAUUUUACCAAAUAACACUAACAAUAAAUAAUAAUUUUGAAUUUUUGAGAGUUGAAAGAAGUUUAUGUCGGUAGCGUAGGUGGACGGUUGGCAGUGGAUGGGAGUGUGGGGGCCUUUCUGGCCUGCAAUGGCUUGUGCUCACUUGGUCAGUCUGGGGUUGAUUGCCGUCACUCGCCAUGUCUGCCAGGGUGUGGCAUGCCCCGUGGCUGUGGUGGUUCUCUGGUCUUGGUACCCAUGCGCCCCACACUGGGGUGGUGGUUCUUGGGGGCUGGGGCUUCUGACCUGACUCUGGGCCCUGAUAAUGGUCUCACUCAUAUUUAGGGAAUGCCCACAUGCAUGUGUGAUGUCACCUGCAUUAAGAAGAGUUGAUGAGUUCCGUCUAGUAAGGUCUGGACUGUUCUUUCACUUUAUCACUAUGUGCUCAACGCAGACUUCUCUCCUCUAUUGGGACAUCCUUACCCCCCUGGACUCUCCCAUGUCUCCAGAGAUUCUCUAUUCACUGAGGUGUAGCACUGCCCUCCCUGCCACACA
Mugil cephalus (flathead mullet) is the source of this 2455-nucleotide messenger RNA. Its product is annotated as E3 ubiquitin-protein ligase TRIM21-like. The coding region runs from base 120 to 1763 and encodes 547 amino acids. The record is from RefSeq and is a predicted model, not a curated record. Lineage: Eukaryota; Metazoa; Chordata; Actinopteri; Mugiliformes; Mugilidae. The transcript is spliced from 2 exons. Gene Ontology annotation, molecular function: zinc ion binding; protein binding.